Messenger RNA from Mytilus trossulus (common blue mussel), 2691 nucleotides. RefSeq lists its product as uncharacterized. The coding region runs from base 375 to 2096 and encodes 573 amino acids. Gene Ontology annotation, biological process: proteolysis. Gene Ontology annotation, molecular function: zinc ion binding; metalloendopeptidase activity. The transcript has 9 exons. NCBI's taxonomy places the organism in Eukaryota, Metazoa, Mollusca, Bivalvia, Mytilida, Mytilidae. The record is from RefSeq and is a predicted model, not a curated record.
UGAAGUGACCCGCUUUUUAUGUACAAUAAUAUUUAGAUAUUUAUGAAUGGAUGCUACAUAUUUCAUGUGUAAUACUACAGUUCCGGUCUUAAAAUGCAAUGUGACAGCGACACAAUACCAAUAAUGACGUCACAAAAUAUAAAUAACAUACGGAAACAAUUUGCUCCUUAAUUUCAAGAUGUAUAAAAAGGGCAAAAUUUGAACGGACAAUUUCAAAUAAGAAAAUUACUUCAAUUUCAAGUGUUGUUUGUUCGUAUAAACAAUCUAACGGAAAGAUAAAUAAACUUUGAGUCGUGCACUGACUGUUAACCUGUUGUCUGACUUUCUUUGGACGUGCUACAGAUAUUGUAUAGAUUUGAUAUUUUUCGAGUUAUAUGAUGAAUACUAAUAGUUAUUGUAUAUUUGUGACGAUAUGUUUUGCCAAUUGCAUUACAGCGUUACCUAUUGGCACUGAGGUACAUGUACACGGACAUACGUUUCCUAAGAUAGAAAGAAUAAUUGUCCAUGUACAAAAACGUAUGGCAGAUAUUUGGGAUUUUUGGCAGCUAAACAGAAAUAUAUGCCCGCCUUCACUGUGUAUGUUUUCUGAUGAUUCUGGAGUACCUAGAAGACCAAGGGGUACCGGAGGUUCCGUUUUUUAUAAUGGCGAUAUUGUCUUAGACAGUUCCAAUGAGAAGUAUAUUUUUGGAGAUAACGAAGUUUCCUAUCGUAAAAAAAGAUCUGCCGUUCGAACUCAGAACAAAUUAUGGCCUUAUGGUAUACUUAAAUACAAAUGGGCGUCGAAUAUAGAUAAAAAGAGCAAACGAGUGAUAAGAAAAGCUAUGCAGCAUAUUGCAAACAACACUUGUAUUCGAUUUCAAAAAGCCAAAAAUAAGGAUGAAAAUUACGUCAGAUUUAUUAGUGAGCCGGGGUGUUGGUCUAAUAUAGGACAUGUUGGCAAUGGAGAACAGAAACUAAGUAUUGGAAGAGGAUGUAAUGAAGUAGUGGGUGUGGCUGUACACGAGUUAUUGCACGCGCUCGGAUUCUGGCAUGAACAGUCUAGGCCAGAUAGAGAUGACUAUGUAGAAGUACUGAUGGAGAAUGUAGCAGCGAGGUACAAAAAGGAUUUUGAAAAGCUUAAUAAAACAUUAGUAAAUUCAAGAGGCUACCCCUAUGACUACCUCAGUAUAAUGCAUUACAAAGAAUUCACUUUUACAAAUACUGGAGACGAAACUAUAAAGGUUAAAGGUAUCGGAAAGAAAUUACGGAUGCCAAUAGGACAGAGAACUGCUAUGAGUAAUAUAGACAUAGCACAACUUAAUGAUAUGUAUCACUGUAAUAAGAAGCAAGACGCAAACGAAACUGUGUGCCUACCAGGAUGGACAAAAUUUCAAAGAAGCUGUUACAACUUUAUAAAAAGACCCAAAUACCAGUUUGCAGCCGCGGUAAAAUACUGCCGAGAGUUCAACAGUUACCUAGCACAAAUUGACAAUAAAUACGAAGACAAAUUCUUGCAAAAAUAUGUGGUAAAAAAAUAUCCCAAUACACUAAGAUGGAGACUAGGAGGAAGGAAAAUAAAUGAUACUUUUUACUGGAUAAAUGAGCAUAAUGAACCAAUAGAAAUACACUAUUCAAAUUGGGCGGAAGGACAUCCGGCAAAGUACACAUCAAUGGUUCUACGCAAACAUAACAAGACGGCCGAAGCUAUUAGUUGGCAAGGCGCAUGGACGGGAUCUUUCAACAAUUUUCCGAAAAAUGCAUAUGCGUUUAUAUGUGAACGUCCGGCUAAACGCAAAUGUAUACCUGGUAAUCACUCAGAUGGUCGUGAGUACCGAGACACAUUAGCUCACACAUUUAGUGGCAUAACAUGCCAGAAAUGGAAUUUGCAGUAUCCACAUCAGCAUAAAGUUAUACCAAAAGGUUCAUUACAAACAGACCCUGAUGGACUAGGGGAACAUAACUACUGCAGGAAUCCGUCCAAGCUAAGGAGAAAUAGACCAUGGUGCUAUACAACUAAAUCUAAAAUAGAAUGGGAAUAUUGUGAUAUACAUAUAUGUAGUAAACCUGUUAAGAGAACAGACAAUAAAAUUCCAGAAAAAUUGAUUAGUAGAGAUUAACAAAAACGGACAAAGAGGAACACAGUUGAAAAAAUCGAUGACUGUUGUUUAACUUGAAUGCGUGGUAGUUUUUCUCAAAGGACGACAGUGGAAGUAUAAUAACACUUUAAGUGGACUGUUUGUCUAUUAUAUGGCAAUAAAACGCAUAGCAUCUAGGCUGUAGACAGAAUAUAGAUGGACAGAAUGUCAACAUUGGGGCCAACGACCAUGAUGUAUACGCAUAGUUGUAUAGGAUGGUAUUCCGUUCAUAUUUAAUUAACAGUAUUACGACUUAAACUAGUAGUAUGACAAUCAGGUGACUGAAACAUAGUUGUGAAGACUUUUCUUAUAUCUUGUUGAACAUUUUUGCAUAGAAGAAAUGUGGACCAACUUUGGAUGUUUUUAUUUUAUACAUUUUUUAUUUGUGUGAAAGAGAUGUGAAUUUGUUUUUUUAAUAUACAGAUCUAUGUACAAUGUGCAAUAAUAGUAGUAACUGAUUUAUCAUAGUAUGUUUCUUGUUUUUUAGCAUUUUGAUAAUUAUUUUUUUUCGAAAUGAAUAUAAUAUAAAUUAUCAUUGUCGUGUUAAGUUAGAACACUCUCAGUAGAAAAACAGGGG